Molecule: messenger RNA, 1836 nt
Organism: Alternaria postmessia
Lineage: Eukaryota; Fungi; Ascomycota; Dothideomycetes; Pleosporales; Pleosporaceae
Exons: 5
Coding region: 1-1836 (611 amino acids)
Biological process (GO): NAD+ biosynthetic process; quinolinate catabolic process
Cellular component (GO): cytoplasm
Molecular function (GO): nicotinate-nucleotide diphosphorylase (carboxylating) activity
Source: RefSeq, a predicted model, not a curated record
AUGGCCAAAGUUGAGGGCGCGCCAGCACACGGUGCUGUAGCCCACCUCCUACCACAAACGUACAAGCGAUUGGUCUCGGAAUGGCUCGAGGAGGACACACCGAGCUUCGAUUAUGGUGGCUUCGUUGUGGGCGAGGAAAUAUCUGAGGCGAAAUUGCUAGGGAAAAGUGAAGGCAUAGUUGCAGGCGUCCCCUUCUUCGAUGAAGUCUUCCGGCAACUGGGCUGCACUGUGGAAUGGCACGUCAAAGAAGGUGCCUCUUUCCAACCUGUAACUCACUGCGCCACGGUACGCGGCCCUGUCCGCCACCUCCUUCUCGGUGAGCGAGUGGCUCUCAAUACGCUCGCCCGUUGCUCCGGUAUCGCCACCAAGUCUAAUCGUCUACUUACCCUUCUACGUGGAGCUGGCUACCCAAAUAUUCUCGCCGGUACCAGGAAAACUACACCAGGUUUCCGACUCGUGGAAAAGUAUGGCAUGCUAGUGGGUGGUGUGGAUGCGCAUCGAGUUGACCUGAGCGCGAUGACGAUGCUGAAAGACAACCACAUCGUCGCUGCAGGAAGCAUCACCAACGCCGUAAGAGCUGCUAAAGCGGCGGGUGGUUUCGCAAUCAAAGUUGAAGUCGAAUGCCAAUCAUUCGACGAAGCAGAUGAGGCUAUCGCCGCUGGUGCUGACAUCGUCAUGUUGGACAACUUCACUCCUGAGGGUGUUCAGGUCGCUGCCAAAGACCUGAAAGACAAAUGGGGGCGAGGUACUGGAGAUAGGAAACAAUUCCUUGUCGAAGUAAGCGGUGGGCUUACGGAAUACAACGUCGAAAAGUAUGUCUGUGGGGAUAUUGACAUUGACAGACGCAAAGACAUGCGCUCAAGAAUACUCAUUACUACGGUGCUGGCCGCCCUGAGCAACGCCCACGAAGAUCACCAGAGUGAAGGCGGGCAGUACACACUGACCGACGACCUCACUUACAAAAAGUUCUUCUCCGCCUUUGACUUUUUCGACGGCCCAGAUCCAACCAAGGGUUUCGUCAAGUACCAGAACCAGGAGAAUGCGAUCAAGCAAGGUCUAGUUGGCUACCUCGAGGAUACACAGUCCGUGUUCAUGGGCGUUGAUUACACGACCAAGGACACUGCUGGCCGCGCUUCCGUUCGCCUUGAGAGCAAAAAAAGCUGGAACCAUGGCCUGCUCGUAGCGGACAUCCGCCAUAGAGGAGGAUCUGGUGUAGCCGGCGAUAUCGAAGCGGCACCAUUCACUGGUCUUAUGUCUACAGACGAUUGCGAUGUUGCUGCACCAGGUCAGCUCAAGAACGUCGGAUGCUCUAUUCAUGCUCCCGAAAUCAUGUCUGGUAUCCAAACUGGUGGUAGCGGUAACACUGACACCGGCGGUGCUGUGCCUCUUCCCUCGUACGGAACGGAAUUUAACAAAGCUCAAGGCGGUGUCUACGCUAUGGAAUGGAGCACCAUUGGAAUCUCGGUUUGGUUCUUUCCUCGUGAAUCUCACGGCUUCACUGAAAAUUUCUCUUCAAACACAACCCUUCCCGACCCAUCUCGCUGGGGCACACCUAUAGCCCACUUCAGCGGUUCCGGUUGCGACUUCUCUGAGCGCUUCCGAGAUCUUAAAAUCAUCUUUAAUAUCGCUUUUUGCGGUGAAUGGGCAGGCGCUGAGCGGGACAAGUCUUGUGCCAAAAAGACUGGGGUUGCAACCUGUAAUCAGUAUGUUCGCGAUAAUCCUGAGGUAUUUAAGGAGGCAUACUGGGAGGUUGCUGGGUUGAAAUGGUUCCAGAAGGGUGCUACGCAGAAGCGUGCUUAUACUCCGGUGACAAAUUUCAAGGCGCAAAGUGAGUAG